CACAAGUCCAGAACCCUUCGAAAACCUCGAUCCCGGAAGCUCGAUCCUGGCUCCUUUCGCCUGUCGGCCAUCAGCGUCGUGGUUGUGCCAGUGCUGAGCCGGGUGCAGCUGUGCUACCUGGUCGAGGCCUCUGGCUCGGAGCAGGAGGAGCAGGAUGCGGAAACCAGGUUGUAUCAGGCCUACGUGCGCCCCUUCCUGCUGAAGCGGCGAGAUGAGAGGCGGAAGGAGGGCGGCACGGCCCUGAUGGCGCUGUCCCAGGGCCAGGUCGUGUCCGCGGAGGGGCAAGAGUUCGGCGUCCGAGCGCUGGACCCGAUUGCCCGAUGCGGCGCGCUCGACGAGUCCACCGCCGUGUUCAUCUCGCACAUUGAGACCGCCGCGCUGGACAGAGUACACGUGCUGCCUUAUGGGGACAGCCUGCCCUCGGCCUACGAGUUCGACCUCUUCCGCGACUUCCUGAGGCCGUUCUUCCAGUCCCACCCAUCAUAG
This is a messenger RNA of Prorocentrum cordatum, 486 nucleotides long. The record is from the annotation of a GenBank genome assembly. Lineage: Eukaryota; Dinophyceae; Prorocentrales; Prorocentraceae.